Messenger RNA from Phlebotomus argentipes, 1778 nucleotides. RefSeq names its product cardioacceleratory peptide receptor (gene CCAP-R). Gene Ontology annotation, biological process: G protein-coupled receptor signaling pathway. Gene Ontology annotation, cellular component: membrane. Gene Ontology annotation, molecular function: vasopressin receptor activity. The record is from RefSeq and is a predicted model, not a curated record. Bases 1 to 1566 code for a protein of 521 amino acids. The transcript is spliced from 10 exons. NCBI's taxonomy places the organism in Eukaryota, Metazoa, Arthropoda, Insecta, Diptera, Psychodidae.
AUGAGCGAAGAGAUUAUUAUUGGCCGUUUUGCUGGCACAUCGUCGCAUCUCCUUCGCCCAUCGGGGAAUCAUGAUUGUCCCUGUGCAGGCGAGGACGCCGUCGGUGUGAGCGAUGGAGCGAUGGUGCCGGUGCUCCUGCGGACAUCCCUCCGCCAGAGACGCUCGCCGGGACGCGGCGAGAGAGCCAUUGACGCAAGACAUCAUCACUGUGACGCAAUUGACUUCGAGGACAGCAUGAACUGCUCAGGAGCCGUGUUCCCCAACUCGUCGUCCACCCCAUCGCCCGGCUGCGAGCCCAACAACUGCUGCCCCGCCGACCUGAACGUCAGCUUCACGCCCGCCCUGUCGCAGAUCCUCCUGGCGCCCACGUCGUCCACUGGACCAAUAUUCUCGAGUGACGGGGACAACUCGACAACUGGAGAGGUCAUCAAUUCGUUCUACUUCUAUGAGAUCGAACAAUUCACCGUCCUGUGGGUCCUCUUCACUGUCAUCGUGCUGGGCAAUUCGGCUGUUCUGGUGACGCUCUUCUUCAGCAAGAAUCGCAAAUCGCGGAUGAACUUCUUCAUUAAGCAAUUGGCCGUUGCAGAUCUCUGCGUGGGGCUGCUCAACGUGCUGACGGACAUCAUCUGGCGCACGACCAUUUCGUGGAAUGCCGGAAAUGUCGCCUGCAAGGUCAUCAAGUUCCUGCAGGCCAGCGUCACCUACGCCUCAACCUACGUCCUCGUGGCGCUCAGCAUCGACCGAUACGACGCCAUCACGCACCCCAUGAACUUCUCCGGAUCGUGGAAGCGAGCGCGAAGACUUGUGGCGGCGGCGUGGGGCCUGAGCGCCUUCUUCUCCCUGCCGAUGCUGUAUCUCUACGAGGAGCGACCCAUCCAAGAUCAGCCGCAGUGCUGGAUCGACCUGGGCUCGCAGUUCGGCUGGCAGGUGUACAUGUCCCUGGUGGCCGCGGUGCUGUUCGUGUUUCCCGCCCUCAUCAUCUCGGCCUGCUACGCGAUAAUAGUGCGGACCAUCUGGGCCAAGGGAGCCAUCCUGGGCCCAAUCGAUCGCCGCGGCGUCGAUCGGGGCAGCCGCCGCGCCAGCUCGCGCGGCAUCAUUCCACGUGCCAAAGUGAAGACGGUGAAGAUGACCAUCGUGAUUGUGAUAGUGUUCGUGGUGUGCUGGUCGCCCUACAUUGUCUUCGAUCUGCUGCAGGUCUUCGAUCAGAUUCCGCGCACGCAGACCAACAUCGCCAUCGCCACGUUCAUCCAGAGCCUGGCGCCGCUCAACUCGGCCGCCAACCCGCUCAUCUACUGCCUCUUCUCCACGCAAGUCUGCAGGGCUCUCAGACGCCUGCCGCCCUUCCGCUGGUUGGCGUCCUCGUGGUGCCUGAAGACGCGCGAGCAGUCGAAUCACGCCCAGACGCGCUGCGGCACGGCCGGAGGACCAAGAAUGCACAACAGCAGCGACUCGAUGCGCACGCUCACGACGUCGCUCACGGUGUCACGCAGGUCGGCGUCGUGCAUGCGGCCGGCGCGCGUGAUGAUCGCCGAGCGGCCGAAGACGAUCAUCAUGUCGGAAGUGUAGAAAUCUCAAAUCCAUCUCUAAUUUAUUUAUUUAUUGCGAUUUAUUGUAGAUUUUAGGACUGACGCCGCGCAUUUUGUACACGCGAAGAGGUGAAGAACAAAGACUUUUCCUGCGCGGGGAAGACAAUAUAUAUAUAUAUAUAUGAAAAUGGGGAGAGAGAGAGAGUCCAAAGAGACCUCGAAUUUCUUAUAACAAAAAGAAAAAAAAAGAAA